Messenger RNA from Guillardia theta CCMP2712, 1302 nucleotides. RefSeq lists its product as hypothetical. The transcript is spliced from 5 exons. Bases 1 to 1302 code for a protein of 433 amino acids. NCBI's taxonomy places the organism in Eukaryota, Cryptophyceae, Pyrenomonadales, Geminigeraceae. The record is from RefSeq and is a predicted model, not a curated record.
AUGCUGACACAUCAGAGCAAGCAAGACUUCGUGCGGGUGUUCGAGGGCCUGUCCAUCUCCAGCUCCUUGGAUUACCUUCCACAUCGCAUCGAGGGCCUGGUGCUGCCAAGGGAUCCUCAGCUUAACCAUGCAAGUAGCGCGAGCAGACAGGAGGACGCGAGAAAGGACGAGUGGCAGCAGCAGCAGCAGCAGCAGCAGGAGCAGCAGCCUGCUGGUCGCCGAGGGCCGCAGGUUGUCGACGAGUUGCAAGAGGUGCAGGAGGAGAAUAGGCGGCUAGUGCAGGAGCUGCGGGAGAAGAGAAGCGAAGUCGCCAGCCUGCACGAGCUGCUGUGGAACUCUCAAGUUGCUCCUUCGCAGGAAGAGCUGACGGCCCUUCUGCUGGGCUCGCUGGUGGACAGUCUGAGCAUACAAACAGAGCGACAUGAGGAGGAGAUGGUGGUGGAACUGGAGGAGGAGAACCAACGACUGCGGCGGAUGCUGUCUGAGCAUGGCGUCACGCCUACUGCCUCCCCUCGUAAGAGGAUGGAUGGCACGGGCCCCGCAGACCUCAAGCGGCAGCUGAUCCGAUGCACCAAGAUCAUCCGGGAGCAGCAGCGACUGUUGCGGCAGCACGAGGAGAGGGAGGCAUCAAGAGCAGAAGGCUUGACGAGAGCUUCCUCCUCCUCCUCCUCCUCCAUGUUGGCUCAGGUGAACUCGAAGCUCCGUUUGCUCGUCCUCAUCGCUGUGUCUCGUCCGGUUGUGAUGAUGUUGUUGAAGGCGAGCGUGAGUCAUCAGGUCGACAUGUUGCAAAAGUCCAUCAACAAGAGGGAUCAGCUUACUUCCCACCAGGCUGACAUCGUCAUGAAAGAGCGGGAGAUCGAGGGCCUCAAGUCAACGGUGGCUCAGCAGGAGCGAACGAUUCUCUGGUACAGGAACAAGCUCAUGCAGCACAACAUCCAAGCGCUGCCUCCGCCACACCUGCGCUCCUUCCCUCCCCUCGCUGGGAGCCCCUCGCGAGUCAGCAGGGUGGAGGGCGUAGACGCCGCGGAGUCUCGGAGUGGAAGCAGGGGAAGCAGGACAGAAGAGCAGGAGGUGACCGAGACCCACAGCUCGGCGAGAAGCAGUGUUGGUAGCCUGCGCUGGGACUCACUGCCAUCGGGGGACUGGAACUCAGCCAAGUUGGCGAUCCGCGCACAACGAGAAAGCAGCAGCGGAGGGUUCGUGGAGAGGACGUCGGGAUCACGCAAGCUCGCGAGGAUACGCAAGGAGAUUCGAUCGGGGGUGACGCAAGAAGCUGCGAGCUCGCAAGUGUUUACUCUAUAA